Molecule: messenger RNA, 519 nt
Organism: Cucurbitaria berberidis CBS 394.84
Lineage: Eukaryota; Fungi; Ascomycota; Dothideomycetes; Pleosporales; Cucurbitariaceae
Exons: 1
Coding region: 80-373 (97 amino acids)
Source: RefSeq, a predicted model, not a curated record
GAGUGACACGACCAUCAUAUUUCCUUUUUCAGAGUUCAUUUAUGAGGAUUAUGGGUUUAAGGGCGUUUGGGAGGAAGGUAUGACAGCAGGAGAGCAUGCACGCCGUCAAGGCUUUUACGUUCGGACUGGAUGGCGUUAUGGGGUUCACGGUUCAUGUCACGCCGCUCAAUGUCUUGCUUGCAUGCCCAUGUGUUUAGCUUUUCUAAUGAUAUAUAUGCCCUCUUACCUACUUCUCGUGACGAUAUUCCUCAACUGUCUACGUUAUCACGCGAAUCCACGAGAAGAGAAUCCAUGUGAUUUCUGUGCAGUUGAUUCAACGUGUAUUCACGGGACUAGAGGGAAUUCGACUUGGUGGCAGCGAGGCAAGCUAUAGCGCUGAAACAAAUGCGUGCUCGUGUAUACCACCCGCAUAUUUGGCAUUCUUUCUUCUAGGGCGUGCAAACCCAACUCAGACUAUCAUAGGCAUGCAGGAUAAAGCUAGGUUCUGUGAAGGGUUUAUUGCUGUUACCGUAUAGUACG